This is a messenger RNA of Gordionus sp. m RMFG-2023, 1398 nucleotides long. Its product is annotated as quinone oxidoreductase-like protein 2 homolog. Gene Ontology annotation, molecular function: oxidoreductase activity. Bases 123 to 1331 code for a protein of 402 amino acids. The record is from RefSeq and is a predicted model, not a curated record. Gene Ontology annotation, cellular component: mitochondrion. The transcript has 10 exons. Lineage: Eukaryota; Metazoa; Nematomorpha; Gordioida; Chordodea; Parachordodidae.
UUAUUGCCAUAUUUGAUUGCUGUCGCUAAUCAAAAUCUGUUAGGCUAAGUGAUAGUAUUGCACUCUCCUUUUUUCAAAUAUUUAAUUUCUUCGCUUAUUAGCAAGGCCUAUUCCGUUUAUUAAUGAUGUACAGAACACACUUCAUACUUCACGUCGCUAAAUUUGCACCUAAAGAUCGAAAUAUUUUCCCAAAUCUCUCCAAAUAUUGCAGUCGAAAUUUAGCCCAAUCACCGAAGCCCGUUACGGAACCGAACGAGGGUGCUAACAAAAAAUCGGCGGCCAUCGUAAAAGCUUAUGGCGAAAAGCUCGUGAUCGAGGAGAUCAAACAUCCUGAUCCUGCCACUCACAAAUUAGGAAAAGAUGACGUGGUGAUUCAGCCGAAGACCAGUUCCUUAACCUUCGCCGAUCUAUUGAUGAUUCAAGGAAAAUAUCAAAUAAAGCCCGACGUUCCAUUCGUAGCAGGCCGGGAAGUUAGUGGCAAAAUACUUGAAACGGGAGGCGACGUUAAGGACUUUAAGAAGGGAGACAAAAUUUUCGCCUUCUUGCCCAAUGGUGGUGGCUUCGCGAAUACCAUGAUUUUACCGCAAAAAAAUUGUUUUGCCCUACCGCAAAAUAUGGAUUAUAAAGUAGCGAGUUCGUUGUACACCUCAUAUAUCACCGCGUACCUCGGCUUGGUUUACAAAGGAAACCUAACUUCACACGAUAAGGUUUUGGUCACUGGAGCCGGUGGAGCCGUGGGCAUGGCGGCUGUCGAUAUUUGCGCGAAUGCCUAUAAAACGAAAGUUAUAGGAGUAACGUCGAGCCCGGAGAAAAGUGAGGCUAUACGACAAAAGGGAGCCUUUGCGACCAUCGAAUUAUCGAAUUUGUACAAAACGUCAGUCAAUGCCGAAUCAGAGAAGAAGAAGGUAAAUGGAAAGAUCAUAGAAUCACCUAUUAAACAGAAAGUUCUAGCUUUGACAGACGGGAAAGGUGUCGAUUUAAUCUACGAGACAUUGGGAGGAAGCAUAUUCGAGGAUUGUGUCAAAUGUUUGUCAUUCGAUGGCCGAUUAUUGAUAAUCGGUUUCUCUUCCGGAACGAUUCCUUCAAUCCAAACCAAUCGUCUUUUGCUCAAAAACCACACACUUAUAGGGUUUACUAUGACAAAUUAUUACAAUCAAGAGCCUAACACCAUUUUUCAGGAAAGCUUCCAGGCCAUCUCAUCCUACUGGGAGAAAAGCUACAUCCAUCCAACCAUAGAUCCUCAGAGCUUCGAUUUGUCUAAAAUAAAUGACGCAAUCGAAUAUCUCAAGCAUAAGAAGUCUAUAGGAAAAGUCAUUAUAAAUCUUGAAUAGGCAAAUUGAAUUUUUAUUUAUGUAAUUAAUAUUAGAUGAAAAAUUAGCGUUUUAUAAUAAUCACUUC